Messenger RNA from Canariomyces notabilis, 300 nucleotides. RefSeq lists its product as uncharacterized. The record is from RefSeq and is a predicted model, not a curated record. The transcript has a single exon. Bases 10 to 294 code for a protein of 94 amino acids. NCBI's taxonomy places the organism in Eukaryota, Fungi, Ascomycota, Sordariomycetes, Sordariales, Chaetomiaceae.
AUCGACGGGAUGCCGACAUCUAGCCCAGGGGCUUCCGGCAGUGCCCCCAUACCUCCGAUUUCGCACUUUAUAUCCUCAUUAUCCCGCGCUUGCCGUCAACCCUCACCAUCGCCGCCGGCAAGCUCCUUCCCGUUCCCAAAUUCCAAUCCAACCGGGCGCAGCCUUCCCUUGAGCUAUCCUUCACCGCCAUCUCACAAUCUCACCAGUGACCAAUACCUAGGCCUGACGUUUCCGCGAAAAAAAGCUCUCCGCUCCGGCUGGCGGGGCGUCCGAGUCGGGACACAAACAUCAUGAUCCUCG